CGAAUCCGGUCACGUGUGCGUGCGCGCGGGGCGGGCGGGGCUGCGCUUCCCGGCGGCGGCGAGGAUGCGGGUGAAGGUGCUGAGCCGGAACCCCGACGACUAUGUCCGCGAGACCAAGCUGGACCUGCAGCGCGUUCCAAGAAACUAUGACCCUGUAUUACAUCCAUUUGAGGUCCCAAGAGAGUACGUAAGAGCUAUGAAUGCAACAAAGCUAGAACGUCUGUUUGCAAAACCCUUUCUUAGCUCUCUUGAUGGCCACAGAGAUGGAGUUAAUUGCAUGGCCAAACAUCCAAAGAGUUUGUCUACAGUGCUGUCUGGAGCUUGUGAUGGAGAGGUUAAAAUUUGGAACUUGGCCAAACGACAGUGUAUUCGUACUAUACAAGCCCAUGAAGGCUUUGUUCGAGGCAUGUGUGCUCGUUUCUGUGGUACAUCAUUCUUUACUGUUGGCGACGAUAAAACUGUGAAGCAGUGGAAAAUGGAGAGCCCGGAAUAUGGAGAAGAAGAAGAACCUAUUCAUACAAUUCUUGGAAAGACAGUGUAUACAGGAAUUGAUCACCACUGGAAGGAAGCUGUUUUUGCCACCUGUGGCCAUCAAGUGGACAUUUGGGAUGAGCAAAGAACGAGUCCCAUGUGUUCCCUCACAUGGGGUUUUGACAGCAUAAGCAGUGUAAAGUUUAAUCCCAUUGAGACAUACCUUUUGGGCAGCUGUGCUUCUGACAGGAAUAUUGUGUUAUAUGAUAUGAGAAAAUCAACUCCAUUAAAAAAGGUUAUCUUGAACAUGAGGACAAAUACACUGUGUUGGAACCCCAUGGAAGCCUUCAUUUUUACUGCAGCAAAUGAAGAUUACAACUUGUAUACUUUUGAUAUGCGCUAUCUUGAAUCACCUGUGAUGGUGCAUAUGGAUCAUGUGUCUGCUGUUCUUGAUGUGGAUUAUUCACCCACUGGGAAAGAAUUUGUCUCUGCCAGCUUUGAUAAGUCCAUCCGCAUUUUUCCAGUAGACAAAGGUCACAGCAGGGAGGUAUAUCAUACAAAGCGAAUGCAGCACGUCAUCACUGUAAAAUGGACUUCAGAUAACAAAUAUAUUCUCUGUGGUUCAGAUGAGAUGAAUAUUCGGCUGUGGAAAGCUAAUGCUUCUGAAAAACUGGGAGUGCUCGCACCACGAGAGAAGGCAGCUAUGAAUUACAAUCAGAAGCUGAAGGAGAAGUUCCAGUAUCACCCAAAGAUCAGACGCAUAGCUCAACACCGGCACUUGCCUAAGAGCAUAUUUAGCCAGAUCAAGGAGCAGCGCAUCAUGAGAGAAGCUCGUCGGCGAAAGGAACUGAAUCGUCGUAAGCACAGCAAACCAGGAUCUGUGCCAUUUGUGUCAGAAAAGAAGAAACAUAUUGUGGCAGUAGUGAAAUAACUGUUUUCAUCUGUGCAAAAUGUCACAAUGAAAGAAAAUGUCACUACUGAAUGAAUCCACAGUACCUAAUUUGAUGGACAUUGGUAAGAUGGUGUAUGGCUCCAGAAACAUGGCCUUUCUUCCAAGUAUACACGUGCUCUGAUGUCUGCUUUGGGUAGUUCUGAGAAUUUGCCCUGUAAUUUUUUAUUGCUAUUUGUGUGUCUGACGUUACUGGCCCAACACUGUAUAUUGCAGUGGAGUUUGACCCUUCUCAUAUAAGCAGAUGAUGUGGUAGUUGGUGGAGGAUAUCUGUAGUUCUAAUCCUGCUCUGUGGUACUCCUACUAAAAAAGAACCUUGAACUUUAUUCAAAUUUGUCAGAGGCAAAAAAACCCUUUGUUCCAAAACUAAUCAAGUAAGCAAGUGACCUUAAAGCAAUGAAAUAAAUCUUGAUUAUUCCAACUGACAAAUAUACUGCGUUUUACUUAUUACAGUUCAUUCUUUUAUUGAAAAGGAAUUCAACAGAAAUGUCAGACAUCUGUAAACAUAUUUAUAGUUUUGUUCUGUCUUCUUAACAAUUGUUAUAUGACUUGACAAAACUUGAGACUAUUGCUAAUACUGUGACGUAGUUGAAUAAGUAUAUUUUCCCUUUAGCUUAUUUAAAACUUCUAAAAUCUGGAUGAAAGAUGGGAAAUCACAUAAAAGCCGGAAACUUCUUUAGAUGAAAUUUAUUAUAAACCUUGUAUUUUAAGUUUAUAUAAAAAAAUAAAAGCUUCAGAUUUCACAAGA
Columba livia (rock pigeon) is the source of this 2168-nucleotide messenger RNA. RefSeq names its product DDB1 and CUL4 associated factor 13 (gene DCAF13). NCBI's taxonomy places the organism in Eukaryota, Metazoa, Chordata, Aves, Columbiformes, Columbidae. Bases 65 to 1402 code for a protein of 445 amino acids. The record is from RefSeq and is a predicted model, not a curated record. Gene Ontology annotation, molecular function: protein binding. Gene Ontology annotation, cellular component: nucleolus; small-subunit processome. Gene Ontology annotation, biological process: maturation of SSU-rRNA from tricistronic rRNA transcript (SSU-rRNA, 5.8S rRNA, LSU-rRNA). The transcript has 11 exons.